UCCGCUCACAAACAGCGGGUCGUUGAAGAGCAAAUGGAAAACUUCAUUCUGUACGAGGAGCUUGGGGCAGGCCACAACUCAGUUGUCUAUAAAGGAAGAAGGAAGGGCAAUCUCAACUAUGUUGCCAUCAAAUGCACUGACAAAACCAAGAAAUCCGAGAUUACUAACCAUGUACGCCUCACCCAGGAUCUGGAUCAUCCAAAUAUAGCCAACUUCUACGAGUGGUAUGAGACAAGUAACCACCUGUGGUUGGUGGUGGAGCUUUGUACAGGGGGUUCCAUGGAGUCUGUAAUUGCCCAUGAUGGAAGCCUGUCACAAGAUGCGGUACGAAGGUUUGGAUGGCACUUAGUCAAAGGACUGAAACACAUCCAUGAGUUAGGAAUCAUUUUCUCUGACCUGACUCCUGCUAAGAUCCUACUUGAUGGCAGCGGCAUUCUGAAGUUUGGUAACUUCUGUCUGUCUAAGGCAGAGGGAGACACGCUGCAGGAUUUCCUUACCUUGUUCUCUGCAUCUGAGGAGAUAGAGGAAGGAGACAGCAAUCAGAACACUGACAACUUAAAGAAAAGAUUACAAGGUUCUACAGCUUACAGUGCUCCAGAGGUUUUGGAAGGAUCAGAAACUAAUAUGAAGUCUGAUCUCUGGUCUCUUGGUUGUAUAUUAUACUACAUGUACACCGGUAAACCCCCCUUCUUCUCUGACAACUACACUGAAUUGAGAGAGAUGAUCUUGAAUAAGGAACCACCACCUCCCAGGCAGACAGUGGUUUCUGCAGGUCCUCCCUGCCAGGAUUUCCAGAGUCUUCUGAAAGGGUUGCUCAACAAAAACCCCGAGAGGAGGAUGAACUGGCCACAACUGCUGGCUCACCCUUUCUGGACACAGAUUAUAAAGGAGGAAGAGGAUGCAGAAGAAGGUGAAGAGAAGAAUGAAGAAAAUGAAGAGGCAGAAAAUGUUUGCAAGGAGGUUGUUUCUUGUAGUUUGAGGCCAUGUGACAGAAGGACUGACAGCCAAAAUUCUGUCAACCACACAUCCUCUGGAGCCUUGAGCCAAAGCCAGACCCUGAAUAGUGAAGUUGGAAGGGAGAGAAGAAGAGAAGGAGAACCUGACGAUGACUCUAAGUUAACUGGGAGUCUGCAGAUGUGCCGCACACUGCAGCCCAAUAAGUCAUUCACACUAGAUAAUGUUUCAGACCUGAAGCCAAAGAGUGGUUUGGAUGAGGACAGCACUGAGGCCAUUUUUCUGCUCAGCUCCCGUGCCAACUCAAUCAGAAACUGCAGUUCAUCUGACUGUCCAAAUCAGAACAUUGCACCUCAGGUUACUCUCACUACCAGUAACUGUACUGACACUACACCCUGUGUGAAGGAUCUUCUCCACACUGAAUUUGAUCUCACUGUCACCCCAGUCCUCGACAACCCCAAGAUUUUAAAGAACACUCCUGUGCGAUAUGAUCCUAAAACCCUAUGUGUACCUGCAUAUUCAGGUGAGAAGCUACAGUCUCUGAGUGAUGAAGAGUGGACUGUCUUUCUAUCACAGCUUUGUUCAUCCAUUGAAGAACAGAGCCACUCCACUUCCACAGCCACUCGAUCAAAACUCAACCUCCUGUGCUACCUCUGCUGUGUGGUUGGACAUACAGUUAUCGCUAACAGGCUGAUUAACUCAAGACUGCUUCUAGUUUUGGUCCACCUGUUGCGACAAGCUCCUAACUGGGACAUACGGAGCAAGGUUCUCAGAGUGAUGGGACUACUGGCUCUGCACUGUAGUGACCUUGGAUUGGACAGUCCUGUUUCUGAGGCUGUGUCCACACUAACAGACCUGCUGAGGGAAAAUCUAAGGAACAGUAAAAUAAAGCGGCUCCUGCUGCCACCACUCGCAGAGUUCCUCUACCUCAUCUCCUCUCAGGAGAAGAAGAGAGGCUCCCCAGAGGGACUGUGGUUCGUUCCCGCUGCCGCCUACACUGGCUUAAUGAGGAGCCUGCGGGAAGGGGAUGACACUACAGUUCAUCAUAUGACAGCAAAAGCAAUAGAGAACAUAUCAACAGUGCUGUCUGGUCCCUCCCAUCACCUGGUCACCACAGAGAUAGGCUCCGCCCUGUGGUACCUGUUCACUCACUCCACUGUGGAGGCUGUCAGAGUCACUGCUAUUUCUUCUAUUUCUAGGCUAACCCGGGUGGUCCCAGCAAUCUUCCUAUCAGUAAUUGACACCUGUGGUCCAGCAGCCAUCUUGGAGGGCAUAGGGGGUGCUGGAGCCCGGGUCCAGCAGCACCUGCUCACUGCUGUGGCCGCUGCCUUGCUCACCUCAUGCACUCAAACACACCGUGUCACACAGAACAGGGAUUUGGUUUUGAAAGUGCUGCGUUGUCUAGAGAGUCCGUCUACGAUAACAAGAGCCAAAGCAUUACUACUGCUUCUUCUGCUCAUACAAGACAACAGACACACACUGCUUUACUGCUGUCAAAACAGACUUGUGAUAUACCUGGAGAGAGACCUCCGCAAAGCCACGCCUCUCAGAGAGAACCCCAGCCAAUCAGGAUACUUGUCUCAGUGUCUCGAUUUACUGAUUGCAUAUCUGAGCAGCACCGCACCAGUGAUUAUGGAGGAUGUUCUGUGUGCCCUCAGAGGUGUGAUUGGGAGAAGACACCCAACUACUGCUCAAAGUAAACAACUCAAACAAACUUUGCCUACUUUGUCCAUAGUGCUGGACCUUGUUUCAUCCCAGGUCUUUAGAUCUCACAUUGUAGCAGGACAGUUUCUAGCUCAAAUUGGGUUGCUGUUGAACUUCAUUGCCUCAGUAGAGUCCAAUGAAACAAAUCUGGCUAGUGCUAUGGGUACAGCAAUAUGUGAAGAUUUAAUUAGAACAUCUCUGUCUAUCGUGGAAGUACUGAGCCAGCACCAUGCACUCAUCAGUCCAUAUCAUAGUGAUGUCGUGGAUGCCAUCCUGCCUCCUCUGACAACAAUGGCUUUCAGCAAAAAUGUGGAGUGGUCUGUGUUUGUUUUGAGGGUGUUGUCUGAACUCAGUCUAAUCCUGCUGGUCCAAGAUGGUGUUGAUACUGAGGUAAAAGAGGAAAGGACAGAGGAAAAUAAAGAGAGAAAUGAGAAGGAAGGAAAGGCGGCAGAGGAAAGAGGGGCUGGACUCUUGUGUAUCACUGAAUCUCUCCUUUCAAGGUACGAGACUCUUCUACGAGCACCGGAGCCUAUACCCCUCCAUGCACUCAAACUGUUGGUAUCAAUGACUGAACACAACAGUCAGACCUGCAGGUUGAUCAAACGUAGUAGGAUCCUACCAAUGGUCUUUCAGCUCAUUAUGGCCAAUAGAAGUAACGUUAUCAGUGGGAUAGUCCAAAACGCAGUUGUUUUGCUCUGCAAUCUUAGUGAGGGCACAAUCCAGGAUCAGCAACCACUGUAUCAACAAGGGCUUAUUGAGGUGGUGGUUUGUACCCUCUCAGAAGCUGCGCUUGCUCAUCUAGAUAGAGAGGAGCAUGCUGGAAGGAAGGUCGGCCACGUUGUGCUACAAGCUCUGUUGGAACUGCUUCACAACGUCCUUAAGCAAACAUCAGUUGUUGUCCGCUCUGCCCUGCAGAGCCAGAGGCUAUCUUGUCCAGCAGCAGAGACGGAGGCAGCAGAGAAGCUGCUCCUAGCCAACAGACCCCUGAGCCAACUCAGCACACACCUCAUUCACAUGCUGUCUGCUGAGAACCAGGAGAUCUGGGAGGAGUCUGUUCAUUGUCUGUCACUGCUGGUCCAACUUUACUGUGGAGAGGGUCCUGACUGCCUGUCGCCUUCCUGCUUACGAAGCUUCUCGCAUGUGCUGCGCACUCGCAUGCACACUGAGACCCCCCGAACACAACGUACAGCUCUUAAAAUUAUUAAACGACUAGUUCAGGCUACGGACAGGUCAGAUUGGAGCGAAUGUCCUGAGGGGGCGGAGCUAAUGAGUCUACUGCACGAUAUGACCACAUCCAACAGGUAUCACACUGAUGUCACUGGCCUGGCUGCUGAUAUCCUUCAAGAGAUCUCUGAAUCCUAAAAGCUUUCAGAGCAUUCAGCCGUGCCUCCAUAUGACUGUCAUCAUUUCAAAUUGGAUCAGUGGCAGUAACAAAUAUUGGUGUGUCACUAAAAUGUCUUGACAGGGCAAUCAAAACAUGCAUCCAGUGUUCAUCAAACUUCACAGGAUUACAGCAUGAGUGUUAAUUUGGACUGUCAUUGGCAUCACAACACUGACCUCUGAGUGUGUCAACACACCUCGUGUCAUCAGCAGUGACAGAAUAUUAGAUCACGCAUGCCGUCACGAGUCAUAGAUUUCUACUUUGUAAUAACAUGAAGCUAAUGCGACAUCUAAAAACUCUUUUUUUGUUGGUAUUCCAGCACUAAAAAGGAAGUUGUUCUGUUUACUUUUAGCAGACUAGUGCCGUGAAAAACCAUUAAUACCAAAGUGGUUCACCACAUCCACUGAGUUGUGUAUAAAUCAUCCAUCUUUGCUUUUACACAAGUUAGGUCAUAUCAUUCUAAUUAAAUCAUUUUCCUGUCCCAGUGUAUACCUGAUCUCUGCCUACUGUUACAUUCCCAAUUGUUUUAACUGGAUAUAAUUACUUUGCAUAAUUAAAUAUACCAUUACUGAGAA
Neolamprologus brichardi is the source of this 4614-nucleotide messenger RNA. RefSeq names its product unc-51 like kinase 4 (gene ulk4). NCBI's taxonomy places the organism in Eukaryota, Metazoa, Chordata, Actinopteri, Cichliformes, Cichlidae. The record is from RefSeq and is a predicted model, not a curated record. Gene Ontology annotation, molecular function: ATP binding; protein kinase activity. Gene Ontology annotation, biological process: protein phosphorylation.